This is a messenger RNA of Salvia hispanica, 3240 nucleotides long. NCBI's taxonomy places the organism in Eukaryota, Viridiplantae, Streptophyta, Magnoliopsida, Lamiales, Lamiaceae. The record is from RefSeq and is a predicted model, not a curated record.
AUGUCUCGCCCAAAUUCAGGAGUUGGCCGCAUCGAACAGGUGGGAAUGCCACAAUCAUCAGAAACAGAGCGUCCUCCACCAAUUUCUUCAUUGGAAGAAGGUCAAUCUUCAGCUUCUAACGCUGUCACGAUGAACACAAUUCUCUCCACUAUUCGACAAUUAGAAGCUCGAAUGGAUAACACCGAUCGUCGCAUCGAGAUCAACCGUCCAUCGGCAUUGCCCGAUCCUGACCCACCAUACGGAUUACCGCGGUUCAGACAUACUGAUCAGAUGCCUUUACCAGACAAUGCUGCAGUUUCUGGGUUUCCAGAACCUUACGGUUUUACAGAUAACCGACAUCCUAUACGCCCAACCGCCCACUCCAAUAUGAUUCCAAACCGUUUUUCUAACAUUAUGCCUGACUCCCACACUCAACCGCCACUACCAUACUCCACCAAUAAUCGCCCACAUCCCAAUUACGGUGGAAAUCAUCCUCACUCUGGGUGGAAUUCAACUGCUACUCUUCCACACUCUACACCAGGUCCUCUUCGCCAUAACACAAGUUGGGAUUUGCCGAAUCUGAACCCCUCGUUCGGUCCAUCUUGUUGGGAUCUGCCACCCAUUCGACCACAGAACGUACAGGGAUUUGAUUUCACACCUCGUGUCUUAAUGGAUCCACCGCGUUUUGACGGUUCCGAUGCAGCAAACUGGAUAGCGCGUGUUCAAUAUUAUUUUGAUCAUGUGCAGAUGCCCGGUGUGCAACACCUACAUUACGUUGUCAUGAUGUUCGACCCUCCGGCUGCUGACUGGAUAUUUAAUUAUCGUGCUAACAAUAUGUUUGUUACCUGGCAUGAUUUUUUAGAGGACGUUCGUCAACGUUUUGAUCCCCAUUGCUAUGAGAGUUAUAUUGGCCUUCUAUCCAAACUUUGCCAGACGAGAAGUGUUGCCGAAUAUCAAGCGGCAUUUGAGAAACUAUUGAAUAGGAUUUCUGGUGUACCGGAGUCAACCCUAUUGCCAUUUUAUAUAGCUGGCUUAAAGCAACCGACCCAGCGACAAGUAAAGUUGCAUCGUCCGCCUACACUUGCUUCGGCUUUUGCAUUGGCACAGGAAUUAUCAGCAUGCAAUGACGAUCGGUUGACACAUUCUUCUGGUUUUCAACGUCGACCGUGGCAAUCUAGAGAUUCGCGUUUCAAUACUGGAUCAUCAUCUACUCAAGGUCCUCCACAGUCUGCCGGACUUUAUCAAGGCAAAUCGGGGUAUUCACCAAACUCGGGUCCAGACCAUUCUAAAUUGCCUGUCAUUCGUCUGUCACGUGAAGAGAAGGCGGAUAGAUCCAAGAAAGGUCUUUGUUGGUAUUGUGAUGAACGAUGGACUCCCGGUCAUUCGUGUAAACGCAAUUUUUUGGCUUAUAUAGGAACGGAUGAUGAUAUUCAAGAAACAGAUCCUCCUAUAGAUGUGGAUCAAGAUGAUCCUGACUUGAUCACAGCCGAUAUUUCUCAAGUCCAUUCCAUCGACGGUCAGGUACGGUCUAAAUCCAUUAGUCUCAUUGGCGACAUCAGAAGUACUACGGUCCGAGUGUUAGUCGAUUCAGGAAGCUCUCAUGACUUUAUACACCCUCGGAUUUCCGAACAACUCAGUCUUCCUUUAACAUCCAUUUCACCAUUUCGAGUGUACGUUGGAAAUGGGGCUUCACUUCUCUGCUCCCACGUCACUCGCGUAACUGAGUUGAAGAUGCAGGAUGUUCUUUUUCUUGUUGACCUGUAUAUUUUUCCUAUCCACGGACCGGAUAUUAUAUUGGGCAUGACUUGGUUGGAAUCAUUGGGACGGGUCACUCAUGACUAUGUGGAACGCACUAUGGAGUUUCUUAGAGGGGAUGUUCAUAUAUGCUUAAAGGCAGACUAUCCGAGACCACUUCGGAUCUCUCUCAAUCCAAUGUCCAUGAUUUUCAGGCAGCCAUCUGACUAUGAUAUUUAUGAGCUAUUCUCACUGACCGACGACACCACUUCAUCGCAGAGCAGCACGGAUAAUUGUUUUCCAACUGAUCUGCCUGAUUUAAUCAGCAAUGCUUUGCAAUCUCAUUGUGAAGUCUUUCAGUUAGCUACAGGUAUGCCACCAGCUCGACAAUUUGACCACCGUAUACAUCUCCUACCCAACACAAAACCGGUCAAUGUCCGUCCGUACAGAUAUCUGUACAUUCAAAAGAAUGAGAUCGAGCAUCAGGUGCAAGAAAUGUUGGAUCAAGGUAUUAUUCGCCACAGUCAGAGCUCGUUUUCAUCUCCUGUCCUUUUGGUUCGCAAGAAAGAUGGCACUUUUAGAUUCUGUGUUGACUACAGAGCUCUAAACACAGCCACCGUUCCGAAUCAUUUCCCCAUUCCUACCGCCGAUGAAUUAUUUGAUGAGUUAGGGGCGGCAUGCUUUUUCACAGAGCUGGAUCUUCGAUCGGGGUACCACCAAAUCCGGAUGCAUCACAAUGACGUUUUCAAGACGGCCUUUCGUACUCACGAGGGUCAUUAUGAGUUCUUAGUGAUGCUGUUUGGUUUGACAAAUGCACCUUCAACGUUCCAAGCAACAAUGAAUAUUAUUUUCAAGCAAUUCUUGAGGAAAUCUGUGAUCGUCUUUUUUGACGACAUCCUUAUUUAUAGUGCAACUUUGGAGGAACAUGCUAUCCAUCUUUCAGAGGUUUUAUCAAUUUUGGCUUUACAUAAAUUUUUUGUAAAACUAUCAAAAUGUUCCUUCUGCAGCAACUCCGUUGAUUAUUUAGGACAUCUUAUUAUGGAUGGUGUGCUCAAAGCAGAUCCCAAGAAGAUUGAGUCAAUGUCAGCUUGGCCGACGCCAAAAAAUAUUAAGCAACUGCGUGGAUUUCUCAGUCUUACAGGUUAUUAUCGUCAUUUUAUCCGACAUUAUGCUAUGAUUGCAGCACCACUGACUAAGCUGCUUAAAAAAGAUGCAUUUCAUUGGUCUACAUCAGCCGAGGAUAGCUUCAUUGCUUUGAAAUUUGCGAUGACAACAGCACCCGUUCUCCAUCUACCAGACUUUAACAAGCCCUUCUACCUAGAGACAGAUGCAUCAAACGUUGGUAUCGGGGCUGUUUUACUUCAAGACGAGCAUCCAUUGGCAUUCUACAGCAAAAAAUUGGGCCUACGUCGUCGAAGUGCUUCUACCUAUCACAAAGAAUUGUAUGCCAUCGUUGAAGCUGUGCAAAAAUGGAGACAAUACCUAUUGGGACGAGAGUUUAUAAUACACAGUGAUCAGAAAAGUUGA